AUGAAGUGGGCAAUGCUGGCAUGCCGUCUCUGGGUGAGAACACUAAGGCCGAAAGCACACUCCUUUGAGCCGGCUGAUCCUGACUGUGAGCAGAGAUCCUCACUUGAGGCCCGCUGCCGCUUCUACGGAGUCCUCGCUAUAUGCAGGAAGCUGCUCGAUAGUAGCAUGAUCGCUAUACCAAUUCUUGAAGAGAAUGUCUAUCUGUCGCUUCAGAACAGAGCUCUUGCUCCAUUAUGCGAGGACUUCAGUGAGCUUCAUUGUUGCUCCCUUCUCCAUAACAUUCUGGAGUCUGUGGGCGGCGCCAACUCGGGACAAGCAUCGUUCACCCAUUUCAACUCAGCCGUUCCUUAUUCCAUGAACUUGCUGCUAUGCGGGACCAUCCAAGAACAUCUACACACUGGCGGAAUAGACGUUGCUACCGCGGCUAUCGAGGCUUCAUACGAUCUCCCAGGCAAAGGAUUACCUGGCUCAUUGAUAUCGCAAAUGAGUCCCCAUGACACCACCAUACUCAUACCCUACCUGGAACAAACACGCUCAUGCUCCAAUAAGCCGGAACAGACUGACGACGUGGCGGGCCUAUCAGCUGGGCUGGUGGUGGAGGGAGUUGGCUGUAGGCUCAGAUCCGGGUUUUGCAAGUGGUUGAAAUCCCCAGAUGGAACCGCAUUCCGCGAGAAGCUUCACCUGAAUUUGCGCGGUCCACAAACUGGUCUGCAAUUCUUCUGGAGUUUCUUUGCACUGCUCGGUGUGGCACGACAUCUUGAUCCUGCCGCUGUGAGUGAUCAUACUGAUGAGGUAAUGCUUACCGCUUUUGAGGAUAUCAUGGCUGAUGGCAACGCUGAUACACGACUUGGGUUGCUGGAGAAGAUGAUCCAUCCCAUGAAACUGGCGCUCCAACGACUUCCCAAUCAGGAGCUUAUGGUCUCACACUGGACAUACCUGAA
Molecule: messenger RNA, 941 nt
Organism: Colletotrichum tamarilloi
Lineage: Eukaryota; Fungi; Ascomycota; Sordariomycetes; Glomerellales; Glomerellaceae
Exons: 2
Source: RefSeq, a predicted model, not a curated record